Messenger RNA from Coccinella septempunctata (seven-spotted ladybird), 1111 nucleotides. RefSeq lists its product as uncharacterized. The transcript has 4 exons. NCBI's taxonomy places the organism in Eukaryota, Metazoa, Arthropoda, Insecta, Coleoptera, Coccinellidae. The record is from RefSeq and is a predicted model, not a curated record. Bases 612 to 1070 code for a protein of 152 amino acids.
CGAAUUUUCGAAAGUUUUAUAUAAUUUCAACUUCAGGUUAACUUUUUAUUUCAUAUUUUUAUUAUUUUCCUAUAUUUACCAAUCUAUAACAGAUCAUGUGAUGAAACAAUCGAUGCCUGUCAAAUGUCAAACGUCAACGUCUCAUUCUGAUGAGUUGCAUUUGCCAAAAAAGCGUAACCUUCACUCGACCUUCGACAUAUGCUAAAAGUGAAACUCUACUUUGAAACGAGGAAAAUAUGAAGACACUUUUUCAACCUUUCCUGUCGACCCUUUUUCACGGGCGCUAUUCUUAGGAUUGCCAACAUAUUAUCUUUCCGACAAAUAUUUUGACGUUAAUUUAACAGCCUUCAAGGGUUUCGUCACAUGACCCUUUUUGUAGAUCAGUAUAGGUUAAUUUGAAUCAAAUGCGUGAAAAAAAAAACAAAGUGGUGUUUCAAAGUGACCUACUAUUCUGAAAAUAAGUUCAGAGGUAAGUAGAUUCACAUCUUGAAGCGACAAUAACUUCAGUUAUGUGGUGGUAAUUAGAAAAGAACACAAUUCCGAAGUUUACUGCGCUGAAUAUAUUCCGGUGAAUAAAGAGUCAACUUACUGAACUUAAACACACAACCGACAUGAAGCAAUACACGCUACUCCUUUUUUAUUUGUUAUUUUCGUUGGGUGCGUUGACCCUCAACUGUGACAGGGUGAAAAGGAGGGUGGUUUUCAAUAAGAAUAGUAAAUUUUUCAUUCGCCUAAAUGGAAAAACGAGUGUUCUAAACUCCACAGGUAUUUUCGCCCACGGAUGGGCCAUAAGGAUAAAUUACGAACUCCCAGAUAGUAUACCAAAGAUGAAUAAGAUUUUUAGGAGAAGUGCACCAGAAGCUGAGAAUGAAUUUUCUUCAUUAGCCACUUCUUGUGUAUCCAAGCAUAUUUGUCAACUAUUCGAACAUUCCCAGGCUGAUUCGUCUUGUGGGUUUUUCUGUGAGAUAAGAAAUAUAAUCCAUAGUUCAAAAGGACCAAAAGCUGAUUAUCUGAAGUCUUUUCUAGGCGAUUGUCUCUCGUACAGUCAACAAUGUCUGAAAUUUUCGUAAUAAUCUUUGCAGAGCGGAGGUGAUUAAAUGCCAUAUUAUGG